UUCAGCCGCUCUCAGCUGCUGCUGGCUUUCUGGCUGCUGCUGUGUUUGUAGGCUGUAGUACCUACCUACAAAUUUAGCGAUGAGCGCCCGAAGUCGCGCAUUUUUAUGACUAAAACGUUAACUCUUGAUUAACGAAAAAACUUAUAAAGGCGCAAUGGAUGCCUUAAAACAGCCUGUUGAGGAAGGAAAUGGUGACGCCGGUCACGUAUUGGAGAAUCCCUUCGAGCUGGACGACCCAGCAUUUGACGAAGUCGAUGUGCACAUACAAGAAAACCUUGAAGAUGAAUUUAUCCAAGAAGCAUUGCAAUCGGGCAUGGACCUGAGGCAGUACUCGCUUCAGGUUGAAAAAGACCUCAAAGAAGUUGAGAAUGCUUCCAUCCAAGACUAUAUCAAGGAGAGUGUCAACAUUGCAAGUCUUCACAACCAAAUAGCAGCCUGUGAUCAAAUACUCGAGCGAAUGGAGAACAUGUUGAAGACGUUCCAGGAGGAUUUGGGCAGCAUAAGUCAUGAAAUCCUGACACUUCAGCAACAGUCAGUGUCAAUGAACCUUCGUCUGAAGAACAGACAGGCUGUUCGAGGUGAACUGAGUCAGUUUGUUGAUGACAUCAUCGUGCCUGAAAGCAUGAUACUGAACAUCCUCGAGACACCUGUUACGGAAAAAGAGUUUCUGGAACAGCUCUAUGUUCUGGAUCACAAAAUCUCCUUUGUCAAGGAGCAGUCCUUCAAGGACUCCAGGUCAUGUCAAGACGUCAGGGACAUACUCGAGAAGCUUAAGCUGAAGGCCAUUGGAAAGAUUCGGGAGUACUUGCUGCAGAAGGUGUACUUGUUUCGCAAGCCCAUGACAAACUACCAGGUGCCACAGAAUGCCAUGCUGAAGCACAAGUUCUUCUACCAGUUCCUCAUGACACACGAGAGGGAAGUGGCUCGAGAGAUUCGAGACGAGUAUGUAGAUACAAUGGGCAAAAUUCUAUUCUCCUACUUCAAAACGUACACAAACCGGCUGAUGAAACUUCAGUAUGAAGAAGUUCCUGAAAAGGAUGACUUGAUGGGUGUGGAAGAUACUACAAAAAGGAGCCUGUUCAGCUCAAAACCAUCACUAAAGAAUAAAUCCACAGUGUUUACAGUGGGAAGUCGCAACAAUGUCCUCACCACGGAAUUGGAGAGUCCCAUCAUUGUGCCCCAUGCUGCCCAGAAGAAUGAAGUUAGGUACCCCUUUGAAAGUCUGUUCAGAAGUCAGCAGUACGCACUGCUUGACAACGCUUGCCGUGAAUACCUCUUUGUCACCGAGUUCUUCAUGGUGUCGGGCCCUGCAGCUCAAGAGCUCUUCAAUUCGAUCAUGAACAGGACUUUGACCAUGUUUGUGAAACAUGUGGAACUCUAUGUACAAGAUUGCUACGAUUCCAUAGCACUGUUCCUCUGCAUUCACAUAAUACACCGUUUUCAAAUACUGAUGAACGAGAGAUCUGUACCUGCACUGGAUAGGUACUGGGAGUCUUUGCUACAACAUCUCUACCCAAGGUUUGAGUACAUUCUCAAACUCAACAUUCAAAGCAUCAGGGACUGUGACCCUCAGAAACUGGGGAGCAUUGACAUGCGACCGCAUUAUAUUACCAGGAGAUAUGCCGAGUUCUCUGCUGCCAUUGUCAGCAUCAACGAGAACUUUCCCAGUGAUCGCGUAGCUAUGCUGCUGGCAUCUCUGCAAGGAGAAGUUGAGAACUUCAUCCUGAAGAUGGCGGCAGAAUUUCAAGGAAGAAAGGAGCAACUUAUUUUUCUCAUCAACAAUUACGACAUGAUGCUGAGUGUGCUGCUGGAGCGGACAAAAGAGGACUAAGAGACCGAGAGCUUCAAGGAGCUGCUUCAGGCUCGCACACAGGAGUACGUGGAGGAGAUCCUGGCUCCCCAUUUUGGCGGCAUGAUCAGCUUCGUCAAGGAGUGCGAGCUGCUCCAGGAGAGGGGCCAGGCCGACCAGAUGCAGAAGGAAGAGAAAAAAGUAGCCAUGCUUAUACGUUCAUUCAACUCGGGGUGGAAGAAGGCCAUUGAUGACAUCAACCAGGAUAUUAUGCAGACCUUUACAAAUUUCAAGAAUGGCACCAACAUCUUGCAGGCAGCUCUGAUGCAGCUAAUUCAGUACUACCACCGGUUCCAGAAGGUUCUAAGCCAAGCCCCGUUCAAGCAGCUCACGGUUCGCUCUGAACUCCUGAACAUUCACCACCUCAUGGUGGAGGUGAAAAAAUACAAGCCAAACUUCUGAGCGACAUGAGACAAGGCUGGAAGUGUACAUAGUUUAGCUCGCAGUGUGCAGUAGAUAGCAUGUUUCUUUCUAUUAUAUAUAUAUAUAUAUAUAUAUAUAUAUAUAUAUAUAUAUAUAUAUAUAUAUACAGUUUUUUCCAUGUGUGAGAAAUAGAAGAAACUGACCAUUCCACAGAUGCUAGCCUAACACUCAUUGUCAUAAGGAAGUAUUAAAUUAUUGUUAACCAAGUG
Dermacentor silvarum is the source of this 2481-nucleotide messenger RNA. It is a transcript of the gene Vps52, whose product is annotated as vacuolar protein sorting-associated protein 52 homolog. Gene Ontology annotation, biological process: retrograde transport, endosome to Golgi; lysosomal transport; Golgi to vacuole transport. Gene Ontology annotation, molecular function: syntaxin binding. Gene Ontology annotation, cellular component: GARP complex. NCBI's taxonomy places the organism in Eukaryota, Metazoa, Arthropoda, Arachnida, Ixodida, Ixodidae. The record is from RefSeq and is a predicted model, not a curated record.